Debaryomyces tyrocola is the source of this 6618-nucleotide messenger RNA. NCBI's taxonomy places the organism in Eukaryota, Fungi, Ascomycota, Pichiomycetes, Serinales, Debaryomycetaceae. The record is from the annotation of a GenBank genome assembly.
AUGACUCCAUUGGAAAAUAAGCCAGAAAGUACACACGAUUCGGGACAAAAGUCCAAGGUCAGCGCACCAAUUCCUAUCAGAAAGCAAAACCCCAUCGUAGAGAGAGCGGUCUCGCAGAUGCACGAAGAGGACAAAGCACAAUUUGACAAUUCAUUGAGGUCAUAUACGCCCAAUACAGCGAAACGGGUUCAGCAAACCACCACGAGAAGGCCAUCAUACUCGAGUGUAGAAUUCACCAGAGAGUCUCACUACAACUUGGACUAUCCUGAAGGAUGGGACGAGAUAGAAAAGGAGCAAUUGGAUCCUAAAUCCCGAUUUUUUGCCAGAGCUAGGCCCAGAACGUUGAACCUUCCUAGGUUGCUUCCAUAUGAGACUGAGCUUCCUAAGGAUCAGGCAAAAUUUUUGAGUCAUAUUGUAUCGCAUCUCUACAUCGCUAUCAAGAGUCUUGAUAUCCAGGGUUCAUUAUCAAUCACUGCUAAGGAUUUGGCAUCGUUGAAAAAUGCUAGCGGCUUGUCUGAUGUUGAUUUAGCCCUUGAAACAAACCUCUUUGAGAUGAAUAAUGCCAACAAUGACGACGUUAGUAUGGAUGAUGAGUCGAGUAAUUAUUUCGCAGUAGAAGAAUUUGCUGACUCGGACAGCGAAUAUGAAGAAGAGGAGGAAGACGAAGAGGGAGACGAAGGCGACGAAGGCGAAGGUAACGAAUCUACGGUCCAACAUAAGAAAUCGCCCAAAUCAGCUGCGGUGGUGGGUGUUCGUAUUUGGACACAUGAGUUACUCGUUUGGCUCAAAAUGAAAUAUGACAUGCCCUUGAGUUUGAGAAUGAACUUGGCCAGGGUAUAUUAUGCUAUUUGUCUUUCCAGGGGACAACAUAUUAAUUUGAAGAUAUAUGUGAAAGCAUUCGAAUUAUUAACGAAAGACCAGGAAUUGCUUAAAAUUCAGGGUCUUGUUCUUCCAUGGGAAGGUUUGUGCAAAGAAUUGGAAAACCAGUUUCCGCAAAUAGACUCAUCUCAUGAACAAUUUGAAAAAAAGGACCACAAGCAUUUGAUACGUUUGGCUGAGAAGGCGUCCAAUUUCUUCUCUAAAGAAUCCUUGCCUUUGAUCUACGCUAAGUUCGGUAGUAAGUUUUCAAUUUCUAAUGCAGCAUUAUCUCUUUCAUCUAUGUCUUUAUUGCCGCUUCCUUUUACUGACGGUGGUAUGAAUGAUACAGAGGAUAUUCGUCAUUACAUUGCAUCUUUCUUUUACAUCUGGUCGAAAUUAAGUAAGAGCUCAGGUAUUGACUCACAUCUUACUUCCAGGCUCGGUACAAUCGCAAUGGCAUCAUUGUUGGAGUUGAGUCGUAAUCCAAAUAGUUCGAGUUAUAUGAAUCUUGGAAAAUUCGGUGUCUUCUCUGACGAGCAAAUGCAAUUCUUUAUUAACACUUUGAUUAAUAGUCUAAGCAUUAUGAACGAAAAAUAUUCCUCAUUAAAGACAAAAUUUUUCCAAGGGUUUGCAUCGAUGAUUAUAUUCUCUAUCAAUGGGGAAAGAUGUUUGGAGCCUGAUGGAAUAAUAAAAUACCUUGAAACAUUACUAAAUGCGAUAGAAAGUUACGUCCAUCCUUCUAACAGUGGUGAAUGGUCUAGAUCAAUUUCGAAAUUAAUUUUAAGUUUGGUUUAUCAAUACCAUAAAAGAAUUAAUUUGGAAACUGAAGAACAUGGAUCUUUGAAAAAUUUGCCAGAGGCCUAUAAAUUGACAGAAAAAAUAACUACCAGGUUUGUAGAAAUAUUCUUACCUUUAAUUAGAACUGGUGUUCAGUCUAAAAAGCAUAAUGUUACAGAUGAUUAUCUUACCUGUUUCCACUUAUUGGCAUAUUUAAGACCACUUAUGGUAUCCGAGCAUAUACUUUUAGAUAUAUAUGAAUCUCUCGAAGGUGUUAUAUCAACACAUAGAGUGACAGUUGCCUUACGUUCUGUUGAAGAAUUAGCAAGAUAUUUUGCAUCAACCCCAAUUAUAAGAAUACACUUAACGAGGAUAUUACUGUUAGCCUUGCCAGGUAUUGACUCAAAUGACUUAGAAAAAACAAUUCAUACUUUAAAUAUGUUUGCUUCAGUUGCAAACUUCGUCCCCUUCCACGAUUUAACUGAUGGUAAUGGUGACCCCAAUUUUGCCAUUCAAUUUACUCAAGAUCACCUAGAAUAUUUGCAAAGAAAAAUGUAUAAUAAUAAUGAUUAUGACGUACAAAGCUUUGAAAUUGAUGAUCAAUUGGAAUUAGAUGCAUUGAAGUCAUCGUCUGCUGGCUUCAAAAUAAUAAUGAAAACUUUAAGUGAAAGAUUAUUCAUACUUAUGGAGAAUUUACCGGAUCCUUCGAAAAGUACGGGUAUUGAAAAAGAUUUGGCAGAUGCUUUACCAAAAUUCUUGUAUGUUGUAUUUGAAUCUUUAUCUGAUGAUAUUUUCUCGCAAUUUCGUGAUGAUUUCUUCAAGUUUGUCACGGAUAACACAUACCACACGAUUGCAGAUGUAGCAGCGGAAAUUUGUGGUGGUCUUAUAAAGCAUGAUCCAGAAAGCUUCAAAGGAUUUGCGGGGAUCUUGAUAGAUAAGAUUAAAGAGGACAUUGAAGAAAACGGUGCAGGUGCAUCAAGAACAGGUGUGGAAAUUGUUCCUCGCGACCAGCCUCUAUUUUGGAACCUAGUUAUAUUAAACGAAUGUAUCGGAAAUGCUGGAAGUUAUGUUGUGGACUGUGCAAAGGAACUUACUGACUUGUCUUUCUUCUUGAUGGACAAUGUAAAAGGUCCUACGGUAUUUGCUGGUUCUUACUUAUUGAAUCAAAUGUUACAGUCUACAACGAAAAUAAGGCUUAAGGAGAAUAGGUUAAUUUCUCCACAGUAUAUUGAGAAGUAUGGAAUUGAUGAAAAAUGUUGGGGAGGCUUUCAGUUCGAUAAAGAACGAUUUUCAAAAGAAAACUUAAAUUUUGAAUGGUUUAUUCCAACUGAACGGGAAGUUAAAUUUGCGGUUGAGUGUUUUAGGAGUCAUGUUUCUAAAAGUUUGGAGAAUAUUCUGAAAUUAAUGAAAAGAUAUUCUGAAGUAGAAAGUGGAGAUGCCAAUGCUGCUCUUCAACUUUCUGAUGAGCUUAGACUGUACUUUUUGUACUUGAGCUAUUCUAUUAGUGGUAUAUCUUUCUUAUUGGAUCCAUCUUUUGAUGAAGAUAUACCUAAAUUGAAUCACCAUGAAACACAAUCCAUUCAGCAAAGGUUAAUUUUGUUAAAUCAAAUAAGAGGGAUGAAAAACAGUAGGUCUUUAGGUAAGGACGAAUUACGUAUUGAAAAUAUUCACGAGAAUCUUGAAAAGAUCGUUGAAGACAUAGGAAGUGAUGAUCUAAUAAAUUAUAUGUUAGACUUUGAUAAAUUGACGGAAUAUAAUAUUGCUGAUGAAGACAAUGAUAUUAAAAAUAAGGAAGUUUCGAGUCAUCAUGAUAUUAGUGAUUCAUUUUCAAACUUAAACCAUCACCUUGAGUCUUUAAGUAAAUCUGAAUCGCCUGCUCCAUCAGUUGAUGCUUCUGGUAGGGGUACCCCACAUAUUGAAGGUGUUGACAUGUCUACUAUGAAUCCUGGUAUAACAUUCAGAGAAAGGAAGCUUUAUACAUCAAGAUACUUUUUUGGAGAUGACAUGGAAACUAGAAGGUCAAAUGAGUUGUACCUUAUAUUACAUAAAACUCGUAAUUUGAUAGGGAAGAGUUUACACAUUAUAUGCAAAUUUCUAACAAAUCAUUUUCACGAUAAUACGAAACUUUUCAAACAUUUCUUAUACUUGAUGAACAUGUGGUUUGCAGAUGUUGGCCGUGAACGCUUAUUGGACCAUAGUCAUGCAAAAAUCAAUUUUGGCUAUGUUAGCAGUAUUCAACACAUAAAUAGGGUUCGCAAGCCAUAUACCAGAAUUGCGCUUGGUAGUAGAAUUGAAUCUUAUCAUCUGCUUAGAGUGGCACUUCAUGCUACUGCUAGGACACAAACUGAUCUCGAUAAGACUUUGUUGGAAGAUGUUGUAAAAUUAUCUGUUUCAACAUAUUUGGCAAUCGCUAAGCCAGCCCAGUCAACUUUAGUGGAUGCAAUGAAAAGGUUGAAUGGGUCUUACAAUGUAAUAAUUCGUUCAUCGUUUAAAUACCUUGCUAAAGCUUUAGAAGAAAAUGACUAUAGGAAAAUAGAAAGUGGGUUAAGUAUUUUUAGUCUAAAGAGAAUCAAAAAUAAGAUUCAAAAUGAUUACUUUAAUCUUCAGAAAUAUGUGGAAUUAAUUCAUCGUUGUUUGCUUGUUGAUAAUUUUGAAGUAAAUGAACUCUCUCAAAGAUUAUUCAAAGGAGUCUAUAAUAGCAUUACGCCACCUAGCAGUGUAUGCUUGAUUGAUCAUUCGGAGGUAGAUUGUGUUAGACCACCUGACGAAUAUAUUGAUUUAGAAAUACGGGCAGUAAGGUUGGCUAAAGAAAAGAAGAGAAAAAUUUAUUUUGAAAAGCUAAGGAAGUUAGAAGAUAGUGUUUUGUUAGAUGAAAAAACAAAUUCACACUGGAAGAUAACUUCUCUUAAUUUAUUUUUACUCAUCGAUUUGCAACUCGAUUUAGAGAUGGCAGUGAAUCACGACGUGUUACAGCUUUUAGCAAAAGAGGCUUCAAGCGAUCAUCCUCUUAUCUCGAGACUAGCUUUGAAGGGUAUAACAAAGAUGGUAAAUAAACUUUAUCUUCUUCAAGUGUUACAAUACGAUCUUUCGAAUGCUUAUAAUCUAGGUUUUGUUCCAACCGAUUUCAAGGUUGUUGAUACUUCACCUAUUUCAGGUAAGUCUUAUUUUAAUGUUUGGACUCAGGAAAUUAAUAAUUCCAAUUCUCCAAGCUACUUUAUUGAUCAUAAGGCGAAUACUGGUUGGUUAUUUUGGGAUAAAAAUAUGGAAGUAGUUACAAAUGAACCAUGUUUCGAACUUGACUUGAAGGCACAUGAUGCCAAUGCUUUAAAAUCGUUCUGUACCUGUGUAACGAAGGAAUGGUUCCAAAAUAUAGUGAAGUUAUGGGUUACCGAUAAUGAUGCCAAUUCUGCAUUUCAGGGUACGGAUGUUUUUGUUACUGCAACUUUAGUACAUUUGAUAUCCAACGGGUAUAUUGAACAAUUUUCUUUUGACGAUUUAUUAAACAUUGUUAGCGAUACUUACGUCAAAGAUGAUAAGAGUUCCCAUAUAGUUGUCUGUGAAUUAAUUGCCGGAAUAUUAAUCGGAUCGAAGUUUAUCAACCCAUCGUUGACGGAUAAACGUGACAGUUUUAUUUGCCUGCUUUUGAUGGAAAUUUUUGAACAUGAUUUAUCUCCAGAUAAUAGAGGGAUUUGGAAUAUAUUCUCUUGGUGGGUGCCUUCACAUAUCGAUUGCAGAAGAUUUCCUAAAGUAACUAAAGUACUCACCGGCUUCACCGUCGACCCAGAAUCAGAUUCUGCUCUAAAAGAAGCAACAAGGUUAAGUUAUAUCAGAUCCUUUGUUGCGGCUGUCACAUGGACGUAUCCAGACCCUGACGCUACACUUAAGAUGUGCUUUGAUAAUAUCAAUCAUCGUUAUCAAGCAAUUAGGGAUCAAAUUGGGUCACUUAUUGCGAUUUUGUCUUUUGCGUAUUAUACUGAAUCAGUAGCGAGUGGAGAAGAGUUUGCAACCGUUUGUAAUACAAACUCUGGGAACAUUUUAUACCUCGCAAGUAAGAAAAAUACUCUUCUUGAAUUGAUUCCAGAGUUAUUUGGCAAGAUCGAGACAUGGAGAUUAGAGGUCGAACACCUAACACAGCAAGAAAUUUUAAAAUCCAAUUACAUUUAUUCUGCGACAACCGUAUUGACUUGGUUAGGGCAAGCAUUGAAUACCAGUGUUUCGGUGUUAUAUCAGGAUGACGUGGAUACGUACAUUGUGCCAUUCUUACUUAAAUUGAUCAAUAUGAAAGAUGUGUGUCAAUUGGGAAAUAUAGAUCCAAUAACUGUCUUCAAGAAAGUUUCCCAAAUCCCAUAUAACCCGCGCACAUUAGAAAGGAUUGUUUGCAUGCUUGAAAGAUAUUCUUCUGAGUCUUUAACAGUAGUUCAAUCAAUCAUUGUCGGUGAGUUUACGGAAACCAUAUACUUUAAAAACCUUUUUUGCUUCAGUAAGUCACAGAGACAACGAAUUAUUAGCUUGACGAAUAAAUUGCUCUAUCAUAAGAAUGUUGAAAUUCGGGAAGCUGCAUCUUCCACUUUGUCCGGAUUGAUUCAUAUUUCUCCUCCAAACGAUGUCAAUGAGAUUGUUUUGGAAUAUAGUAAGGCUUAUGCUCAAGAUUUAGAUAAAAUUAGGAGGAAGCAUAAAAAGACUGGUUAUAAGAAUAUCCCCAUUACAGACAAUAUAACACUUCAUGGAGCUACUCUAGGCCUUGGGGCUUUGGUUCAUGCUUUCCCAUUUUUAUCUCCUCCUCCAAUAUGGGUUCCGAACGUUUUGACAAUGCUAGCCAAUAAGUCGUCUGGUUUACCUGGUAUUGUAGGAAAAACAGCCAAAGAUACCCUAGGUAAGUUUAAAAAGAAUAGGCAGGAUACCUGGCAUGUUGAUAGCAAGGUCUUUAAUGAGAGCCAAAUGCAAGACCUUGAAGGUGUUCUUUGGAAGAGUUAUUUCGUAUAG